This is a messenger RNA of Echinops telfairi (small Madagascar hedgehog), 1850 nucleotides long. RefSeq names its product leucine rich repeat containing 27 (gene LRRC27). The record is from RefSeq and is a predicted model, not a curated record. Gene Ontology annotation, molecular function: protein binding. The transcript is spliced from 11 exons. The coding region runs from base 125 to 1624 and encodes 499 amino acids. Lineage: Eukaryota; Metazoa; Chordata; Mammalia; Afrosoricida; Tenrecidae.
UCCCACCGUUCCAGGGCCAGACCUCGCUGAAGAGCUGGCUAGUGGGGCCCUGGCGCCGCAGGUGACCACAGACCAGGGAGGAUGACCCUGAGUGGCAGGAGCGCCCCUUCCUCCUGGUGGACAGAUGGAGGGGAGCUGCACUCACCGAGUGCCCACAGCUGCUGACGCCGCCACCCCCACCGAGGAAGAAGAUGAUGAUGGUCCCAGUGAAGGAAGGGCCCGGCCUGCCCCUGCUGCCGAGGAGCCGCCCAUGGCUGCCAAUGAGGGGCUGGGCGACGUCUCCCGCUUGCCUGUGUUAGACUUGAGCCAGACUGGCUUCCACCGCUUCAGAGAAGUCUUCCAAAUGCCCCAGCUGAAGCAACUGUAUCUUCAGAAAAAUUCUCUCUGCACGAUCCCUAAAGACUUCUUCCAGUUACUGCCCGAGCUGACGUGGCUGGAUCUCAGGUUCAACCGGAUCCAAGUGCUCCCUGCGGGGAUCGGAUCUCACAAGCACUUGAAAACUUUACUUUUAGAGCGGAAUCCUAUAAAAAUGUUACCUGUGGAGCUGGGGACCGUGUGCACCCUGAAGGCGCUGAACCUGAGGCACUGCCCUCUGGAAUUCCCGCCUCAGCGCAUUGUGCAGAGGGGACUGGCAGCUAUUCUGACCUUCCUGCGGGUCUGUGCCGCCGAGACCAGAGAAGCCACCUCCAGAGAGAAGGCGACAGGUACUUGCAAGCCUCCCUGCUUGGCUCCGGAUCCUGAGGAGCUCCCGCUUAGAGCGAAGGCCGAGCCCUUCCCGCCCACGGAAAAGCUGCGCAGAACCGGACCCCCCAAGGCCGGUGCCUCUCUGGAGGAGUGGCCAAGCAAGGCGGAGAUCCGGCGCUUCUGGAAACUGAGGCAGGAGAUCGUGGAGAACGAGAGGGCCGAGACAUUGGGCCACCAGCUGCUGUCCGUCCAGCUGCCACCCAGCCUCAGGGCCGUGCUCAGGACCAGGCGGAAAGAGCAGCCCGGGGCCCGGCUCGCACUCCGAAGGUGGACAUUCCCCUUCAAGAGCACCCUGCCGGAGCUCUCGUCGUCAGGAACAGCCCUCCCGGCCAAGAGGGUGGAGGAGGGCCGCGUGGCCGCACUCAGAGAGCUGAGGGAGAAGCAGAUGCUGAUGGAACAGCGGAAAAGAGAGAGGCAGAUCCUACGGGAGUGGAGGGAACAGACGUGGCGCCUGAAGAAGAACAAGCAGGGGCUCAGCCGACUCCUGCCGCUGCCCCCGCCGCCCAGGAACCUGGUUGCGUCAAGGGCCCCCUUAGCCACCGAGCUGAUGGGCAGUGAGAAGCCCCCCACAAACCCCACCAGGAAGGCAAAGUCCAACCAAGAGAAGCCGCCACCAGCAAGCAGAGCACCCAGAGCCCCCUGGGAGGAACAUUUGGAGCAGGAGGUUCGGCAACACAUCCGGCAGAUCCAAGAGAGGAGAAAGCACUGUGGGGGGGCGGCCUCUCAGGACCUGGAGGUGGCCACACAGCUCCAGGAGGAAGUGACGAAACCCAGGCAGCGCCUGAGCCGGGACCAUGCUUUCCCCACGCUCACUGGGAACCCGCCCCUUCCACCGUCCACAGCACAACCACAAAAUAUAUUUUUUAACACAAAAUACUAAGCAUCUGGAAUGUUCUCAGACGCCAACGCUGCAGUGGCCUUUGACUAGCGGCCGGCUCCCAGCAGGAGUGGGCAAGCCUUCUCAUCUUCUUUCUUGGGGUGUCGGCUGUGUGUAGUGGGGAGGAUAUUGGGGUUUGAUAUCACGAUUCUGUGCACUCAGCGUGUUGUGUUUAAAAAGACUGAUGGGUGCGUUCCUCUAGGAGGUGAAGGAUUUGAGCUUCAUUAAA